Molecule: messenger RNA, 2750 nt
Organism: Helianthus annuus (common sunflower)
Lineage: Eukaryota; Viridiplantae; Streptophyta; Magnoliopsida; Asterales; Asteraceae
Product: G-type lectin S-receptor-like serine/threonine-protein kinase SD2-5
Exons: 1
Coding region: 118-2628 (836 amino acids)
Biological process (GO): protein phosphorylation
Molecular function (GO): ATP binding; protein serine/threonine kinase activity
Source: RefSeq, a predicted model, not a curated record
GGUCUUUUGUAUUAAAUUAGCAUGGAUUUAACUUUUUCCAUAGUAGAUGUAAUAUUUAGAUUAUGAAACAUAUAUCUUCAUAAGCUCUUGUGUUUUCAUUGACAUUGAUCACUAGUGAUGAGGGCACCAUGGAUGGAUCUGUUAUUGUUUUGCUUGUUUCUCAUCUUAUAUUGCUACUUAGCGACUGCCCAGACCCCCGUUGAUUACCCUACUGCAAAUCUUUCCACCACAUGGACCAACACUGAAUCUUUCCACCAUUCUGUUUUGUUGUUGGAUGGCUCAAGGGUCCGAGCCAUCCUCUUUAGAGGAUCACUCGGACCCGGAUUCGCCUGUGGUUUCUAUUGCAAUGACACCUGCACCUCUUACUAUUUCUCUGUCUUUUAUGUCCAAAGCAAUAGUAGUACUAGUGGUACCGUUGAACCAGGUUACUGGUACCCUCAAGUGGUGUGGUCAGCAAACCGGGACCAUCCAGUUAGCUAUGGUGCAACACUGAGUCUCACUGCAACUGGAGACUUGGCCCUGCAGGAUGUUGAUGGAAGCAUAGUUUGGAAUACCAACACUACAGGGAAAUCUGUUGCUGGUUUGAACUUAACUGAUGAUGGAAACCUAGUGUUGUUUGAUGCCAAUAGAUCUGUGGUUUGGCAAUCCUUUGAUUACCCAACUGACUGUUUGGUACUGGGGCAAAGACUGUUUCAAGGACAGCAGCUGAUACCUAGUGUUUCAUCAACUAAUUGGACGGCCCAAAAAGGUUUGUUUUCUCUUCAAGUGAAAGAUGAUGGUUUCUUUGCUUAUGCUGGAUCAAACCCGCCUCUAGCCUAUUACGUCAGGUUGGUCUCAAUCAACGAUGCAUAUACAGGAAGAAGAUAUGCUAGGUUCUUGAAUGGUAGUUUGUCUUUCUUCAUUUCUUCGGUUGAUCCAAGUGAUCCUGAUGGCGUGAUUCCCAUACCUCGAGCUUCAUCAGCCCAAUAUAUGAAACUGAUGUCGGACGGGCAUUUGAAAGUGUUUCAAUGGCGAAAAUAUUGGUUAGUGGUGUCUGAUCCAUUUAGCGAUUAUAUUGAAGAGUGUGAUUAUCUUAUGGCUUGUGGGAGAAAUGGCAUUUGCUCGGGUAAUCAACAGUGUAGUUGUCCAGUCUCACGCUCUGCCGGGAUACCCUAUUUCAGAGCAGUGAACGAUCGGCAGCCAAACCUGGGUUGCUCUGAAAUUACUCCUCUCAUAUGCAAUGCCAUCCAAGAUCAAACUUUUAUUGAACUUGAGAAAGUUAGGUACUUCGACUUUGUUGCAGACAUGAAGAGUGUGGACUCAGAGACUUGCAAACAAGCAUGUCUUAACAAUUGCUCAUGCAAAGCAGCUCUGUUUCAGUAUGAUUCCGAAUCUUCAAGUGGGGAUUGUUUUUUACCUUUUGAGUUGUUCACAUUGAUAAAUGCUGAUCAAGAAAUAAAUCGUAAGACUACUAUAGCUUUCAUAAAAGUGCAGAAUGUAAGAUCACCUCCCUCAGCUUCUAAGUCUCGGUCAAAUUUAGGAGUUAUAUUAACGUUUACUAUUGGAAGUGUUUUGUUUCUGAUUGGGGUUAUAGGUUUUCUUAUUAACAUAACUCGUAAGCGAAGACGGGACACUCAAAUGGAGGAGUGUAUAGGCGAGGUACCAGGAUUGCCAAAUCGGUUUUCUUAUGAGGAAUUGAAAACCACCACAGGGAAUUUCAAUAAAAAACUUGGUGAAGGGGGAUUCGGAGCAGUUUUCAAAGGGACUCUUGAAGAUGGCUCAACGAUUGCAGUAAAAUGUCUCGAGGGUCUUGGGCAGGUUAACAAAUCAUUUCUUGCUGAGGUUCAAUCCAUUGGAAGCAUUCACCAUGUGAAUCUGGUUACACUCAGAGGCUUUGGUGCCUGGAAAGCACAACGUUUUCUCGUGUAUGAAUUCAUGAGUAACGGAUCGUUAGAUCGCUGGAUCUACCAUGGAGACCGAGAACAGGUUCUGGAAUGGAAAUGCAGAAAGAAAAUCAUUCUUGAUGUAGCCAAGGGUCUAGCAUAUCUUCAUGAAGAAUGUAGGCAAAAAAUCAUCCACCUAGACAUUAAACCUCAAAACAUAUUGCUAGACAGUGAUUUCAAUGCCAAAGUAUCUGAUUUCGGGUUGUCAAAGCUCAUUGACAGAAAUCAAUCCCAAGUGAUGACUACGAUGAGAGGAACCCCAGGGUAUCUAGCUCCAGAAUGGUUAAGCUCAGUUAUUACUGAGAAAGUUGACGUAUACAGUUUCGGGAUCGUUCUCUUGGAGAUGCUGUGUGGGAGGAAGAAAUUUGACAGAUCUCAGCCUGAAGAAAGUUGGAACUUACUUGAUGUCCUUCAAAAAUCAUGGGAACAAGGGACUCUGCAAGAUAUGGUUGAUAAGUAUAGCGAAGACAUAAAGACACACAGCUCAGAAGUUGUAGACAUGAUUAAAGUGGCUUCAUGGUGUUUACAAUACGAUUUUACGAAAAGGCCUUCCAUGUCGACGGUGGUUAAGGUGUUAGAAGGAGUAAUGAAAGUCGAAUCUAGGUUGGAUUACAACUUCACAGAUCCGAGACUUCAAAACGCAGCAGUUGAAGAAGAGAAAGAUAUGACACAAUUGAUGGCUUCUGUUCUGUCUGGUCCUAGGUAAGUAACCAUCUGUUUCUUCCUUGUCGAUAACUUCCACACACAUUCUUAGGUAGCGUUCGUUUCGUGGAUUGUAAUGAAAUUGGAAUUCGCGCCGAAAUUGAAAUUUGAUUUAGAAUUUUGAUG